Molecule: messenger RNA, 3667 nt
Organism: Antechinus flavipes (yellow-footed antechinus)
Lineage: Eukaryota; Metazoa; Chordata; Mammalia; Dasyuromorphia; Dasyuridae
Gene: ZDHHC13
Product: zinc finger DHHC-type palmitoyltransferase 13
Exons: 17
Coding region: 88-1959 (623 amino acids)
Biological process (GO): protein palmitoylation
Cellular component (GO): Golgi membrane
Molecular function (GO): protein binding; palmitoyltransferase activity
Source: RefSeq, a predicted model, not a curated record
GCGGCGGCGGUGGGACUGGGACCGACUGGGACGGAGCCGGGCCGCCCUCAGAGUUUCCCGGUGCUCGGGGCCCGCGUGGAGGAAGAGAUGGACUGGUCCGGCCCGAACUCCCAGUGCAGGAAUCACAGUCAUGGCUCCCAUUGGUCUUCAGGAUUUGGCCAUCGAAAUAUCUCUGUACAGGAAAACAGAGAACCAGCAAAGGAAAAAGAAGCUUUGCCUCUUAUAGAGGACUCAAGUAACUGUGACAUUGUGAAAGCUACCCAAUAUGGGAUUUUUGAGCGCUGCAAGGAAUUGAUAGAAGCUGGAUAUGAUGUCAGACAACCAGACAAAGAAAAUGUGUCUCUUUUACACUGGGCUGCUAUAAACAACAGACUGGAUCUUGUAAAGUUUUAUAUUUCAAAAGGUGCUGUUGUAGAUCAGUUGGGUGGGGACUUAAAUUCAACACCACUUCACUGGGCCAUCAGACAAGGACAUUUACCUAUGGUAAUAUUGUUACUACAAUGUGGUGCAGAUCCCACUCUCAUUGAUGGAGAAGGAUUUAGUGGUAUCCACCUGGCAGUGUUAUUUCAACAUAUGUCUGUCAUAGCAUAUCUUAUCUCAAAGGGUCAGAGUAUAGACACAACAGACUUAAAUGGGCAAACACCACUCAUGCUAUCAGCUCACAAAGUACUUGGACCAGAACCCACUGGAUUUCUUUUGAAGUUUAAUCCUUCCAUCAAUGUAGUAGAUAAAGUUCACCAAAACACUCCACUCCAUUGGGCAAUUGCAGCAGGAAAUGUUAGUGCCGUUGACAAACUUUUACAAGCUGGUUCAAGUCUGGAUAUUAGAAAUAUCAAGGGAGAAACACCACUUGAUUUGGCUCAAAAAAACAGACAUCGGCUGAUUAUCCACAUGCUAACAGUAGAAGCUAAAAUAAGAGCAAACAAAAACUUAAGACUUUGCAGGUGGCUACAGAAAUGUGAGCUUUUCCUGCUGUUGGCACUUUCCACAAUUACGAUGUGGGCAAUAGGAUACAUAAUGGACCUCAAUUCAGAUUCAUGGCUUUUAAAAGGAAGUCUUCUUGUUGCAGUAUUUUUUGUUACAUCUUUAUUUCCAAGGUUCCUGGUGGGGCACAAGAACCUCAAGUAUUUGCCAGGCAUUAUUUUGCUGAGCUCCAUUUUUUGGAUAUCCCUGACGUGGUUCAUCUUAUUUUUGCCUGAUUUAACUGGCAUCCCUCUUCAGGUUUCUUUCUUUCUCAGUGUGAUUGGUCUCCUCUACUUUUUCUACAAAACCUGGGUCACCGAUCCUGGCUACUCCAAAAUUUCAGAAGAAGAAAGGAAAACGAAUAUCAUUGCCCUUGCAGAAGCUGGUUGCCUGGAUUUCAGAACAUUUUGCACAACUUGUCUUGUGAAGAAACCAUUAAGGUCCCUCCAUUGUCAUCUCUGUAAUUCCUGUGUGGCUCGGUAUGACCAGCACUGUCUAUGGACUGGACGCUGUAUAGGUUUUGGAAAUCAUCACUAUUAUAUAUUCUUCUUACUUUUCCUUGCCAUAGUCUGUGACUGGAUGUUAUAUGCAACUUUUCUCUAUUGGUCCAAUCAUUGCACAACAACGUACAGUCAAGAUGGAGCAUGGACCUACCUCAGUCAGAUUGUGUCCUGUUCUCCUUGGGUUCUAUACAUCUUCAUGCUGGUGUCUUUCCAUGUAUCAUGGUCUACUUUUUUGUUAUUAAAUCAGUUCUAUCAGAUUGCGGUUUUGGGCUUGACGUCACAUGAGAGAAUCACCCUAGUGAAGCAGAGCAAGCACAUGAAACAGAAUUUUUCACUCAGGAAGACGCCAUACAACCAUGGAUUCACUCAGAACCUUGCUGACUUCUUUCAGUGUGGAUGUUUUGGCUUGUUCAAGCCUAGUGCUGUGGAUUGGACUUCUCAAUACACUGUGGUAUUUCAUCCAGCCAAAGAGAAAGUUUUACGCUCUGUAUGAAGAAAAACAACACUAAAUUCUGAAUUAUAUAUCUGACUUUUUUUUGUUGGGCUGGGGCACAGAAACAAGUGAAAUUCAGAAGUUUAUCAAAGCUGAAGCUAACCCUCAAAUGAAAAUAUUUUUUCCUAGGUCUUCAUAUAUUAGACAAAAUGGGGGCCUUUCAGACAGCUAACUUUAUUGCACUUUGUAGUUUCAACAAGAUAAACUUUUCCUGAAUUAUCUCAGCAAGUUACUUAAACUCUUUUGAUACUUUUUUCACCAGAGAAAUGCCACUGUUAAUUUUUUUUUUUAAUUUUGAAGAUUAUAUUCAUUGAUUGUGGAUAAAAUAUAUUAUAUUUUCACAUUGUAUUGGCUAUUUUGAAAUAGUUUUAUUCUUAAAACUAGUCAUUUUUGGUAAAUUAUUUUUCUUUAUAUUGCAUCUAUAAAUCUGUAUAAAAAUAUUUGAAUGGAUAUAUCUGUUUUGCUUUCACACUUAAUAAAUUGGGUCUUUUAUACAGAUAGGUUCAUUCAGUGAUUCUCCCAGCACCUCUAGAAUUUUAUUUGAAAAAGGCAUACAUAUUUUAAAGAAACAAGUUAGAUUCACAAUCCUAGAGGUAAACCAAAGAUUUCAUGCUAGGCAGACUCACAGGAUUCAUUUCAGUUGCCUGUUAGAAAAUACAAAUAGAAACACGAGACAACCAUUGAAUAUAGUUAACAUGGAAAUAUAGAUUUGAAGCUAAAAGGAACUUUUGAGAUCAACUCAUUUUCCCUUUCAUUUACACAUGAUCAGCCACAGACUCAAGGUAAAUAGUUACUUGACCAAAGUCUCACAAAUAAUAAGGAGCUGGAAGUUGAAUCCAGGACCUUUGACCUCAUGUGCAUUCUUUUCUUUCUGCCUUGCUGUAAAAUCAGUCAGAUUCUAAGUCCCAGUUUCCCUUUUUGUGUAAGAAAACAUUUGAGGUUAGGCAAAAUGCAUCUUCCUUUUAAAGGAAAAUCUUUGUGGCUCCAUAGAAAUAUGACUAGGCCUGGUCGUUCACUUUACAAAGGAAUUUUUCAUGACAAGAUAUAUCAGAGGGUACCUUUCAAUACCAGAGUUCUAAGAACAUUUACCCAAAACUUCAGGAAUACAUCUGUUGCAAAAAAGUAAGUCUUGUUUGUAUACUGAAUUGAAAACUUAACACGAUUUCUGGGCUUGUUAUUGGUCUGUGUUGAAAGUGUUUAAUGAAAGAAAGGGGCUCUUAUGAAUCCUUGCUAAUUCUACCCUUGGAAGGAACUUUGGAGGUCAUGUAGUAUGUUGUUCCUCUGCUCAUUUUACAGUUGAGAAAACUGAGACACAGCCCACUGGAGUGACUUGCCCAACACCCCCCAGGUUGUAAGUGGCCAUGCAAGAGUCAAGCUCCACACCCUAGAUGCCAAAUUCAGCACUCCAUACUUUGCAUUCUUUUGGCUGGGUAAGAACCAGCUCAUAGCAUCAGAUUUACCCAGUUAAUCCCGGCAAAAGUGGAGAGGUACAAUUUCCACAGUCCUUUCUCUUUGGGCUUGGGGAAUCUAAGGCAAUAACAAAUGGGAUAGAACCAGCCAUCAUUUCAAAAUAAGGUGUUGCUGUUUUCUUUCAGAAUUCCCAGCAGUAUUUUAACUGCCUUUAAGAAUAACUUUAAAAUGUUAAACUUAAUUAAAGAAGGAGAAAGCAUAUGUACAACACUAAAUUAAUUUGGUUGAUUUAUUUUUA